AUGUACCAUCUCGUGGCAGGCUUGUAUGCACAGUGGAACAAAAAGUCCACGUACCAUGUCCUUUUGAUUGGACUUCAGGGCGGCGGUAAAACGUGGUUCCAGGAAGCGCUACGGCAUCACUACCUACAGGGCCGUGCCCCCUCCUCUCGCCUGCCGCCCACCGUGGGACAGAAUGUGCUUGACUUGCCGUACCAGAAACGAAUCCUGCGGUUCUGGGACCUCGGUGGCGCGCCCAGCAUGCGAUCGCUCUGGGCGCAGUACAUGGCCGACGCGCAUGUGUUGGUGUGGGUCAUCGAUGGACCUGCGUGGAUCCACAAUGCUUCCGUGGAGAACGAGGCGGCACCGACGUACAGAGACGCUACGAGCCUUGCAUGGCGCGCCGUCGCCGAGGAAGCGCACACACGUGGCCAGCCCAUCGUUGUCCUUGUGACGAAGAUGGACGACGUGAGCUCUGCUUCGUUGGUCGACGAAAUUCAUGCAUCGCUUACCAAGACAUGGCGUGAAGGCCACAGCGAUACGACACCAGCCUAUGCUCUCUCCUGCUAUGGCGUGAGCGCCAAGACAGGCGAGGGCCUUGCCUCCGUCCUGGAAGCUUUUCUUGCCGACGCACAGUCUUUCGAGGCUACGAGGCCUCCUACGGCAUGA
Molecule: messenger RNA, 645 nt
Organism: Malassezia pachydermatis
Lineage: Eukaryota; Fungi; Basidiomycota; Malasseziomycetes; Malasseziales; Malasseziaceae
Product: arl3p
Exons: 4
Coding region: 1-645 (214 amino acids)
Biological process (GO): Golgi to plasma membrane protein transport; intracellular protein transport; protein localization to organelle
Cellular component (GO): Golgi apparatus
Molecular function (GO): GTP binding; GTPase activity
Source: RefSeq, a predicted model, not a curated record